This is a messenger RNA of Camelina sativa (false flax), 1404 nucleotides long. Its product is annotated as 24-methylenesterol C-methyltransferase 2. Gene Ontology annotation, biological process: steroid biosynthetic process. Lineage: Eukaryota; Viridiplantae; Streptophyta; Magnoliopsida; Brassicales; Brassicaceae. Gene Ontology annotation, molecular function: S-adenosylmethionine-dependent methyltransferase activity. The record is from RefSeq and is a predicted model, not a curated record.
UUUUUUUUGUCAUAAAUCCGGCAAGAAGUAAAAAAAAGAGAAGAGGCGUAAAACUCUCUCUCUUCUUCUUCUUCUCCCUCACUCUUCACGAAAAAUGGAGACUUUAACACUCUUCAUCACCGGCGCUCUCGUCGCCGUCGGUAUCUACUGGUUCCUCUGCGUCCUCGGUCCAGCAGAGCGUAAAGGCAAACGAGCAGUAGAUCUCUCCGGCGGCUCAAUCUCCGCCGAGAAAGUCCAAGACAACUACAAACAAUACUGGUCUUUCUUCCGCCGUCCUAAAGAAAUCGAAACCGCCGAGAAAGUUCCAGACUUCGUCGACACGUUUUACAACCUCGUCACCGACAUCUACGAGUGGGGAUGGGGACAGUCCUUCCACUUCUCUCCUUCCAUCCAUGGCAAAUCUCACAGAGACGCCACGCGCCUCCACGAAGAGAUGGCCGUAGAUCUGAUCCAAGUCAAACCCGGUCAAAAGAUCCUGGACGUCGGAUGCGGCGUCGGCGGUCCGAUGCGAGCGAUUGCAUCUCACUCGCGGGCCAACGUGGUUGGGAUCACGAUUAACGAGUACCAGGUGAACAGGGCUCGUCUCCACAACAAGAAAGCUGGGCUCGACGCGCUUUGCGAGGUCGUGUGCGGCAACUUCCUCCAGAUGCCGUUCGAUGACAACACUUUCGACGGCGCGUACUCCAUCGAAGCCACGUGUCACGCGCCGAAGCUCGAGGAAGUGUACGCCGAGAUCUACAGGGUGUUGAAGCCCGGAUCUAUGUACGUGUCAUACGAGUGGGUCACGACGGAGAAGUUUAAGGCGGAGGAUGAUGAACACGUGGAGGUGAUCCAAGGGAUUGAAAGAGGUGACGCGUUGCCUGGGCUUAGGGCUUACGUGGACAUAGCUGAGACGGCUGAAAAGGUUGGGUUUGAGAUAGUGAAGGAGAAGGAUCUGGCUGCUCCACCGGCUCAGCCGUGGUGGACUAGGCUUAAGAUGGGUAGGCUUGCUUACUGGAGGAACCACAUUGUGGUUCAGAUAUUGUCAGCUGUAGGAGUUGCGCCUAAAGGAACUGUUGAUGUUCAUGAGAUGUUGUUUAAGACUGCUGAUUUUUUGACCAGAGGAGGCGAAACCGGAAUAUUCUCUCCGAUGCAUAUGAUUCUCUGCAGAAAACCGGAAUCUUCAUCGCCGCCGCCACCGGAGGAGAGUUCUUGAAAAUUAUUACAAAAAAAAAAGGUAGAAAAAGAUCUUUCGCCGUAUGGGGAGAAUUGUCUCAUUUUGUUUUUUUUACUUUCUUAAUUUUUAUUUUUAAGUUAAUUCAACUUGGUUAAUGUACUCUUUUUUGUGUUUAAUUUUAAAUUUGGUUUGUGUUUUGAGAAUUUUUAGUUUUUUUUUUGCUUAUAAGAACAAUCGUAGGUUUACUA